Manacus vitellinus (golden-collared manakin) is the source of this 873-nucleotide messenger RNA. RefSeq names its product sortilin 1 (gene SORT1). Gene Ontology annotation, cellular component: membrane; Golgi apparatus. The record is from RefSeq and is a predicted model, not a curated record. The transcript has 9 exons. NCBI's taxonomy places the organism in Eukaryota, Metazoa, Chordata, Aves, Passeriformes, Pipridae. Gene Ontology annotation, biological process: vesicle organization; Golgi to endosome transport; endocytosis. The annotation marks the transcript as partial.
AUGUGGGGAAUUCAUCUGGAUUCUGGAAUGCUGGGCCACUCCUCCCCCCAGCCCAAAAGCGGGCUCUGGAUCUCCACGGAUUUCGGGGAGCACUGGCGGGAGAUCCACAAAUCCGUGUGCUUGGCCAAGUGGGGCGAGAAUGACACCAUCUUCUUCACCACGUUCCUGAACAAUUCCUGCACUGAUCUGGGAUUCCUGGAGCUGAAGAAAACCCCCGACCUGGGACGAUCCUUCCGGACCAUCGGCUCCCGGAUCUAUUCCUUCGGGAUGGGCGGCCGCUUCCUCUUCGCCUCCGUCAUGACGGAGCAGGGCACCAUGAGGCGCAUCCACGUGUCCCUGGACCAGGGGGAUUCCUGGAACAUGGCCCAGCUGCCCUCGGUGGGACACGAGCAGUUCUACUCCAUCCUGGCCGCCAACGACGACCUGGUGUUCAUGCACGUGGACGAGCCCGGGGACACGGGAUUCGGGACCAUCUACACGUCGGACGAGCGCGGGAUCCUCUACUCCAAGUCCCUGGAGAGGCACCUGUACACCACCACGGGCGGGGAGACCGACUUCACCAACGUCACCUCCCUGCGCGGCACCUUCAUCACCAGCGUGCUGGCCGAGGACAAUUCCAUCCGCUCCGUGAUCACCUUCGACCGGGGGGGGCAGUGGGAGCCCCUGCGCAGACCCCACAACAGCCCCUGCGACGGCACCGCCCCCAGCGGGGACCAGUGCGUGCUGGGCUACAAGGAGCAGUUCCGGCGCCUGCGCAAGGCCUCGCUCUGCCGCAACGGGCGCGGCUUCAGCGCCAGCCCCCAGCGCUCCGUGUGCCCCUGCACCCUGCAGGACUUCCUGUGUGAUUUCGGGUACUACCACCCAGAGAACCAA